GGGCGGCACUUCCGGGCGGUGCGGCCUAGCGGCGGGGCCCGUUGUCCCGCAGCCAUGGAGAUGCCGCUGCCGCCCGAGGACCAGGAGCUGCGGAAUGUCAUCGACAAGCUGGCGCAGUUCGUGGCGCGGAACGGGCCCGAGUUCGAGAAGAUGACGAUGGAGAAGCAGAAGGAGAACCCCAAAUUCUCCUUCCUCUUCGGGGGAGACUUCUAUGGCUACUACAAGUACAAGCUGGCCCUGGAGCAGCAGCAGCUGUUGUGCAAGCAAAGUCAAGAUCUGGAGGCUUCUGCACAGAUCCAGCCCCUGCCACAACCAACUCUCCCCCCGGCUGCACCUCUCCCGACCCCUCAGGGAACUCCCUCCGUGGAGGAGCUGAUCCAGCAGAGUCAGUGGAACCUGCAGCAGCAGGAGCAGCAUCUCCUGGCUAUGAGACAGGAACAAGUCACAUCAGCAGUAGCCCUUGCAAUUGAGCAACAAAUGCAGAAAGUUUUGGAGGAAACUCAGUUGGAUAUGAACGAGUUUGACAACUUGUUGCAGCCAAUCAUUGACACCUGUACAAAAGAUGCAAUCUCAGCUGGCAAGAACUGGAUGUUCAGUAAUGCAAAGUCUCCUGCCCACUGUGAGCUGAUGGCCGGGCACCUGCGGAACCGCAUCACGGCCGAGGGAGCUCACUUCGAGCUCCGCCUGCACCUCAUCUACUUAAUCAAUGAUGUCUUGCACCACUGCCAACGGAAGCAAGCUCGGGAUCUGCUGGCAGCUUUACAGAAGGUGGUUGUGCCCAUUUAUUGUACCAGUUUUCUAGCAGUGGAGGAGGAUAAGCAACAGAAAAUUGCCAGACUCCUUCAACUAUGGGAGAAAAAUGGGUACUUUGAUGAAUCAAUCAUUCAGCAGUUACAGAGCCCAGCUCUUGGACUUGGCCAGUACCAGUUGGGUGCAAGUGAUUAG
Molecule: messenger RNA, 945 nt
Organism: Calypte anna (Anna's hummingbird)
Lineage: Eukaryota; Metazoa; Chordata; Aves; Apodiformes; Trochilidae
Gene: CHERP
Product: calcium homeostasis endoplasmic reticulum protein
Exons: 8
Coding region: 55-945 (296 amino acids)
Biological process (GO): RNA processing; intracellular calcium ion homeostasis
Cellular component (GO): perinuclear region of cytoplasm
Molecular function (GO): RNA binding
Source: RefSeq, a predicted model, not a curated record